Cutaneotrichosporon oleaginosum is the source of this 1712-nucleotide messenger RNA. Lineage: Eukaryota; Fungi; Basidiomycota; Tremellomycetes; Trichosporonales; Trichosporonaceae. The record is from RefSeq and is a predicted model, not a curated record.
UCCGGCGCAAAGCGGUCAACUCUCGAGUGAGAGACAUUGAUUGAGUGAGAAAGAAACGUUUGGCCGAAUCCCGAGGGGCCCAUUCAAGGCGCAUCAGCCGAAGGCCAUCCACCCUAUAUUACCCUGCAAUUGCUUCAAAUAGCGGGUAAUAAUCAGUUGAGAUAUAUACAAACAGGCAAAUCCUAAUCAAUCGAUUAAUCCCUCCCCCCACCUUGCCCCGCAAGCAGGGCUCAGGGGCACACACCGAUCGCCCUUCGUUCUCUCUCCCUGUGCUCUCGACGCUCCCCUCGCUCGCUUCCCUCCUCUUCGUCAACUCGUCCUCAUCAUCCAUUUCCUCUUCGUCACCAUCCUCCUCCUUCUCCUCCUCCUCCCCCUCCCCCCAUGGCCACCUACCAAGACGCUAGGUCGGCGACCAGACCUCACAGGGAUGGCUCCUCUUCCAGUAGCACCGGAAGCUCGUACAUACCCCUCCCUCGCCAGUCCGACCUAGCUCUGCCUCAUCCCUCAGACUACUCUUCGUCAUCCAACCUCGGUGCAGCAGCAGGCAACAGCAACAGCAACAGCAACAGCAACGCUAGUGUCAGCGGAGGCAACGGCAGUGGUAGUGGCAAUGGCAAUGGCAAUGGCAAUGGCGGCUACUCAAGCGGCGGCGGCCAUUUCAACAACUACUCCUCCCAACAACAUUCACAACGCCUUCCGCACCUUCCCCCACCCCCACCACCCCAACUUCAACAUCAACAUUACUCUUCUCAUCCGUCCUCCCACUCUCCUCAUCAGCAACAUCCCCACUCGCUCUACCAUCAUCCUCCCCCCCACCGUCCCCAGCCCCCCUCGCACUCCUCCUCCUCCUCCACAUCCAUGCCCUACACCACCAGCUUUGACUACUCCCCUUCGUCACAGCUGCCCCUUUUCCCCCAUGGCUACCCUCACUUUGAGUUUCCUCCAUCCACCUCAACUCAGACAGGCAACAGCAACGACCUCAACGGCGGCCGAGGCGCCAACAACAACUCGAACGCCAACAACAACACGCACACCUCCCAAUCCUCACGCCAUGCCCACCACGCCUCCACCAGCUCAACAGGUGGUCGCAGCGAAGACUUCAAAACCCCCUACCCCCAAUUCGGCUCUGCUGCCAACGCCACAGGGCAGUCCUCCUCGAACGCUGGUGGGGCCCAGCAGCGGAACGGGGGUCAGGACGAGUGGAAUCCUAUAGACGUCCCGCCCCUACCUCCGCACGUCGAGGCCAACAUUUUUGACGGCUCGUCCGUGUGGCCAUUCCACUCGGCCGCCGGUAUCAGCGAUCACCACCCCUCCCUCCCAUGGACCUCAACCCCCGCCGUGCUGGCUCAGGGAGGCUCUCGUACGAGGAGGAAACCAAUCUUCUCGAAACCUACCUCGCCGAACUCAUCCAGUAUCUCGAGCCCUUUGCGUCGACUAGAGAGCACCCGACCCCCACACAUCCGCCGCCCUUCCUCCACACGCGCAUCUUGCGUCUGGCCGUAAUCGUCCGCAACUGCGUCAAGGAACUCGAGCAGCGCUCGCAGCCAUGUCUCGACGCAAAGUUUAGACACGCGCCACCCGGCAUCGAACAGAGCGAGGCUGACAAGGAGAUGGCGGCCAUCCGCAUCCGUCGGGAGGAGCUCACGAAGAAGCAGGACACGAAGCAGCGGAACGGCAUCGGCGCGACCGGGGGACCCAUCCGCCCUCCGCCU